AUGGAUCUCACUGCCUCACCUGCGUUCUUCUUGAUCCUCUGCUGCUGCCUUGGGUCUGUGGAAGCCCGAGACUUUAAUUCUAUCCUUUCUGUAACAAAUGGAGGACCUUGGGGUAGCUGGGGGGUAAUCCAGUUUUGCCCUCAGGGAUACGCUCAUGGCUUCUCACUGAAGGUAAGGUUUCCUCCAGGGCUGCUGUCACUUUGAAGUUCCUCCCUCCCUUUCUUUCUGAACACCUUCUGAAGAUGGGGAAACAAUAGGGAACUGAUGGACUCUUAAGUUUUUUAGUCCUCUGCUUUAUCUAAAUUAUGGACAAUAAAAGGUUGAGUAGCCAGAUGGUAAUUUGGGCCACCGAGUGAAAUAUAUUAGCAACUUAUGCAGCGGUGCUAUUUUCCUAGAAAAAGAGGUGUCUUGUUCUCUUAGAAUGGCAAUAGUGCCCACUUGAGAGCUGCCGGAACUGAGUUCUGGUGACUUCUAGCUGGGGAAAAAAGCCCUGGUAUGCGGGCAGAUUAUUUGGUGGUAGGGCAGUGCAUCCUGUUUCACUGCUUGAGGCAAAAGGGGAAGAUCCACUUUGCCCUACUGCUGCCACCACUACCUCAACCACCUACCUUGCCCAAAAUCAGUGCCAGUGGUGGAGGUGCUUCUCUGCUGAUGGUGGAGGCGGCCAGGCAGAUGGGGCACCCAUGGGCAUGCCACCUGGGGGGGCUUCUGGCACCUGAAGCAGCAACCUCACCCUGCCUAAUGACUGGGCCGGCUCUGUUUGGUGGGACUGCUUACAUGUAGGAUGUUUUCCAACAUAUCUCCAGAUAUGUUGGACUCCAUCUCCCAUCAACCCCAGCCAGCAUGACAAAUGGUCUGGGAUGAUGGGUGUUAUCAUCUAACAGAUCUGAGAGGGAUCAAAGUUGGGAAGCCUGCAGUAUGGGAAGUGAUUGCCAAACUCUAUUUUUUUUAAAUCACUCAAGGUUGAUAAUUAUGGCUGAAUGAAGUGUGUUUCAUCACCCACCCACAAAGAAUGGCUGGUGUGAUAGCUCAGUUGGUUGGGCAUGAGACUCUUAAUCUCAGGGUCAUGGGUUCAAGCCCUGUGUUGGGCAAAUAAUUCCUGCAUCGCAGGGGGUUGGACUAGAUGACCCUUGUUUUCCCUUCCAACUCUGAUUCUUUAAAAAAACUAUGAACGGAACACAGUAAUCAGGUUUUACUUGGUGUAGAAUUCUUGAAAUUAACACACCUGAGUCGUGUUAUUACUAUCAAUAGGACUGCUCUGUACAAAUUUUAAUGGAAUACUACCCUUUAUUUUAAGCCUACGCCCUCCCUCUUAGUCAUCUGCCCAGGGAAAGAGCUUUAUCUCUAUUGCUGCAUGGUUAGAAAGGGGUUGCAUUCCUAUCUCAGGCAUGGAAAAUCUACCCUGGCCAUGGUAAUAGUAUCCAGGUGAGACUGCAGACUUAAGGGCAUGGAUAAUUCCAGCUGAAAACUGUUGCAUCCAUGCCAAGUUAAUUGAACUUAGAUCUCAUUGAACUCAUGAUUUUGUCAGGCUUUGGGGAAUUGGCUCCCUCCCCUGGUGGCAGUAAAUAAGCAGAUCAAACGAAAGGAGCGUUCUUACCAGAUAAGUUCUUUAAUAAUCACCGUGAGAAGCAAAGGGCUGUAUAUCUCUCUAAAUAUUGGCGUUGCUCCCAGUAAAGGUUCACCCCCUCUGUCCCUAUUAAUCUAUGCCACUCCUACGUUGAGUAAUCUGAGCUUGUUGCUGUUGCACUUUCUUUUUUAUCACUUUCCAAGCCUUUCUAGUCUUAGGCGAAGUGGGGUCAGGAAUGCUGUCCAAGGACACUGAAUCUGCCAGCUGUCUCUUUCCUGGUGUUUCCUAUUCUAGCUGUUCCUCACCCAGUAUUUCCAAGCUUUUCCCCUCUGGGCUAUGCUCCUCUGCAAACCACUGUUCUAAAUCAGUACUGUCCUCCUGCCCUUGGGGGUGGACAGAUAAAUGGGGGGGGGGGGGCUCCCACCAUUCCUCCUCAGUCCAGUCCCUGACAGAUUUACUUUGACUUUAAUUUUUGAAAUCCUUGGUUUAUCUUCAGAUUUAUCUCAGUCUCUUUGUCUCUUCUCCCACCAGGUAGAGCCAAACCAAGGUGGUGGUGUCAAGGAUGAUGAUACAGCCCUAAAUGGAAUUCGCCUGCACUGCACUGACAGUUCAGUAAUUGAGUCUGCAAGCGGACCGUGAGCAUCUCUCUUGAUUUCAUUUCCUUUUUGUUGCAAUUUUUUGGAAGGUGUUGGUGGGAGGGGCUGAACUGAAAUUUGUUAUGCUAGGUUAGACCAGCAUGAAGAAACCAUAGGGUUCACCUUGCUUUUUCUGACCUCUCAAAGGGAACCAACUCUAGCCUUUUGCUGGCUUCCAACUCAACUUUGCAGGACCCCAAAAAAUUGAUAGCAGGCCUGGUUUUAGAGGUUGGCACUGUUAGGACUUGCCAGUCCCUGUAUCCCAUAGGUGACCCAGUAUGGACACCUUGAGCUUACUUUCUUAGCUGCAACUCUUGCUCUCUUUACAAGUUCACUGGAUCUCUUUGAGCAAGGGACAAGAGGAAGGACAGGGAGCAGCAGCCUCUGGUUAUCUUGCCCUCUCCCUCUUGGUUUGCCAUAGAUGUUGGCCUCAGAGAAGGAGCUAAGUGAGAAGGCAGUGAUGAGACUUAAGGAGGCAAACAUCUCAGGCCCAGAUGAUCUUAGGUUGUGUUAAGCAAUAAUUAUGGGAAAUGAUACAUUAAAGUGAUAAUUAACUGUUUCACAGACUCAGACAGCUACAAUACCUGCUUCUGGGUUCCUGGAGAACUGCUUCUGCCCUCACUGGGAGCAGGGAGUGUUGGGGCAGAAAGGAGGGGCAGAGGCAGCUGCUUUGUGAAAUUUUGGGCACAACAAUACAGAGCCCUUGAGACUUUGGGUGCAUCCUCUUGGAAUAUUCACAUGGACCUGAUCUAUUUAGGUGUAAGCAGAAGGCUCCCCAUGUGUUACUAACUAACACCAGUGUCUUCUUUGGCAGGUGGGGAACCUGGACAGGGAUUCACUAUUGCCCCCAAAGCAAUCUGAUCUCUUUCUCUCUGAGAGUGGAAGCACCCCGGGGCAAAGGUGAUGAUACGGCCGCCAACAACAUCCAGUUCACCUGUCAAGAUGGAACUGGGCUGAUGGGCCAAGGACUUACCUGGGGUAAUUUUGGCGCAUGGAGCAAUCACUGCUCCUCUGGUUAUAUCUGUGGGAUCCAGACAAAGGUGGAGGGUCUCCAAGGCAAGGACGAUGAUACAACACUUAAUGAUGUGAAGUUCUUCUGCUGUGACUGA
Messenger RNA from Podarcis lilfordi (Lilford's wall lizard), 3308 nucleotides. The record is from the annotation of a GenBank genome assembly. NCBI's taxonomy places the organism in Eukaryota, Metazoa, Chordata, Lepidosauria, Squamata, Lacertidae.